Molecule: messenger RNA, 1227 nt
Organism: Diutina rugosa
Lineage: Eukaryota; Fungi; Ascomycota; Pichiomycetes; Serinales; Debaryomycetaceae
Gene: MKK2
Product: mitogen-activated protein kinase kinase
Exons: 1
Coding region: 1-1227 (408 amino acids)
Biological process (GO): protein phosphorylation; cell integrity MAPK cascade; regulation of fungal-type cell wall organization
Molecular function (GO): ATP binding; MAP kinase kinase activity
Source: RefSeq, a predicted model, not a curated record
AUGUCCUUCAAUAUCCCCAAGCCCCUUGGCAGCGACACCCGGGCACCGGUGCCGCUGCUAUCUGUCGACAUUGGCUCGGAGGAGCCCCCCCAGAUGCCGUCGAUGCUGGCACCGUCGCUCCACCCGCUCCCGCUGAAGACGAAAGCAAAACGAAAACCGCCUCCCAUCGACUUCGAAAAAGUCCAACACACCCCCGUCGAUGCCCUGGAGCCAGUACCGAAACCCCACCCUUACAACAUGCUCUACGAUCACCCGCCAAUGCCCCCGGCCCCGCACGCAGAGACAAUCCAAAACGUCGACGCCAUCGAGCUGCUUACUAAUUUGGGUCCCGACCAGUGGCAGCAGCUCGCCGAAUCGCAAGCCAUUAAGCCCAUUGCCACCUUAGGCGAGGGCAGCGGCGGGCUGGUGCUGAAAUGUCGCCUAGGCCGCCACAUUUUCGCCCUCAAGCUCAUCAACUCCGAUCCCAACUCCGACAUCGAGAAGCAGAUCGUGCGCGAGCUCCAGUACAACCGGGCGUGUCUGCUGCCGUAUAUCGUCCAGUAUUACGGCACGUUCAUGUUGCCCCUGCUGCUGCAGAUCGGGAUUGCCAUGGAGUAUAUGGCCGGUAAGCUGUUGGACGCCGUGUACAAGCGGGUGAUCGAGAUGGACCCCACCAAUCGAGUCAACGAGCGCGUGCUCGGAAAGAUCGCUGUCGCCGUGCUCAAUGGCCUCACGUAUUUGCACCAGCAGCGCAUCAUUCACCGUGACAUCAAGCCGCUGAAUAUCCUCUUUGACGCCGAAGGUAAUGUGAAACUCUGUGACUUUGGCGUCUCGGGCGAAGUGGUGAACUCGUUGGUGACGACAUUUGUCGGUACCCAAUACUAUAUGGCUCCCGAAAGGAUUUUGGGCAAGCCGUAUCUGGUGACGCUGGACGUGUGGCUGUUAGGGCUCACGCUUUUGGAAGUGGCCCUCGGCAGGUUCCCGUUCAACGAACAAGGGAGCGAUCUCGCCAACAUGGCGCCGAUUGCUCUCGUCAACCUCAUAUUAGAGUACGAGCCUCGCCUUGUCGACCAGCCGGACACUGGCAUCUACUGGAGCGACUCGUUUAAGAACUUUAUCGCCUACUGUCUACGCAAGAACCCUGAGGAACGGCCGCUGCCGCGACAGAUGCUCCAGCACCCGUGGGCGCAGGGCCAGGCCAAGCUCGCGGUGCCCAUGGACAAGUUCAUCCAGCGAUUGUGGGGAUAA